CUCCCUGCUACAGAGUAUACCUUACGAACUUCUAGCGUUGAUGGUCCGAUUUGCGACUUCCCGCCGCAUACUCACCACCACCUCUCCCACCGCCGCCACGCCGAUAUCUUGAUAUCUUAUUAUUCCUUCACCUGAUUGUCGCCGAUCUGCGCCCUCGCCGCCAUCCCACACACGUCUCGCUGUCGUUCUGACCGGUGGGGUCGGUUUUGCGUUGCAAGAGUAGGAAGGCCGAGUCACAGCCAGUGUUCAUGUGAGGGUGCAAGUCGGGGCCAAGCUGAAGCUGAAGGCACCCUGUAAUACUACAUUGUUCGCGGGCUCCCACUUGGACCGCCUGCGGCAUGGCGGGAACUCCGACACAUCCAGUAUUGAACUGGCAAGGCAUUGCCAGCAUUCGCACGCCUAGCAUGAACUCAUCACGCAUACAUAGCGCCAGCAGCACUAGCUUGACGCGACAUCACUCCAAGCCAUGGCUGGAGAUCUUGCCAGACGUGCGAUUUGUGGUCUUCCAUGGUAACGAGCACGAGGCCCAGACGGUCAAGCUGCAGGGCUUCGUGCGCCUUCAUUCUCCCGAGCCUAUGAGCAUUUUGAAGCCCAAGGUGCGCCUGGAAGGCAAGCGGAAGAUCAGCUGGUGGUACAUGGGUGGCAUUUCAGCCGGCGAGGUCGUCGACAAGCGCGUGUUUUGGAUUCAGGAGCAGAAGCUGGGCAUCGAAAGCGCGCACAAGGUCAAGGCGGGCACCAUCGACUGGCCGUUCGAGUUCGAGCUGUCGCCAACGAUGCCGGAGAGCGUUGAGGGCCUGCGCGAAACCUAUAUCGCCUACCAUGUACAUGCCAGCGUGUCGCGGCCAGGAUGGAACGCCAAGGACAUCACGACACAAGAGCACAUUCGCAUCGUGCGGACGCUUGGUCAGGACUCCAUGGAGAUGACUCGGUCGCGGGUCAAUGCAGACAUAUGGGCGAACAAGAUCUCAUACAGUAUCUCCAUCCCGACUGACGCCAUCGUGUUCGGCACUUCCAUCACUGCUGAUGUCGAGCUCUCUCCGAUCAAGAAAGGCUUGAGAUUGGGCAAGAUUGAGCUACGAUUGAUGGAGACGGUCGUCAAACGCAUCCAGGCCACGGAGGUGCCCGAUAUUCGUGGUGACCGAUCAAAGACAGAAGAAACGGAAGUGGCCAAGGCAGACAUGGAGUUCCCCGAGGACUCCAGGAUCGUGUAUGAUGAUGAGACGCUCGAAAAUCCUACUCUGGCUGAUGAGAUGUACAAAUUCAAGGCCACCCUGCCUCUGCCCAAGUCAUUGAAUAUCUGUAGGCAGGACGUGGACUCCCACAGCAUCAACAUCACACACCGUUUCAAGCUGAUGGUCAACAUACAUAACCCAGAAGGUCAUGUUUCGCAGCUGGUGUGCCGUUUACCAGUAAAACUGUUCAUUUCGCCCAAUUUGCCGGUGGACGAGAGCAACGAGGUCACAGUCAAUACCACUGGCGUUUCGGACGCCGAACUCAACUCUUCAGAAACCGCGGUCGUGGCUCCACCGGAAUACGGGAGACAUCAACUGGACCAGAUGUACAGCGAUAUCGAUUCCAGUGGAUUCAUGAGUAGAGCCGGAAGUGGCCCAGGGACGCCAAACGGGUUCUCCGCCCAAAGUCGGAGAGGGUCACACGAAAACAUACUCUCUCUCAAUGGUCUGGCAGACGGUGAUUUGGCGUCAUUACAUGGCAGCGCAAUGCCUCACCUGCUCCACUCUCGGCUAGCAGACCUGCAGGAAGAUGGCCAUACGAACGGUUACGCUGCGCAAGGCAGUUCUCGCCAUCACAGUCCUUCCGGUGGGAAUUCACCCGCGCCUGGUGUUGCCAGGUCGAGAGAUCACUCUCCGGAGCGUGCUCACCGAUCGACACCACCAGUACGGAACGGAUCGUACUUUCCACACGGGGAUACUUCCGCUCACUCGAGUGCGCCCAUGUCGGCACGUACAUCCAGCGAGGAGCACACAUCGGGGACUGACAUCCACGCCCAAGAUUACAAUCUCAACGACUUGUCACGUGUUCCGUCAUAUGGUGCUGCGCUGAGGACGCCUGGGGCCGUGACGCCUUUUACGGAGGGACCUCCAUCGUACCUCGAAGCGACCAGUCGACCGCCGAGCCCCAUCCAGAGACCGAUAGCAUUACACAUGCGAAGUGGAACGAGUACACCCAGUACACAAGGCUCCAAUCAUACUUUGACCACACCCUUUGCGGCCUUGAACUUGGGCACAAUGAACGGAGCAGUGACACCACAACGUCACUAGUGUGAGCUAGGAGAGGAAAGGAGCGAGAAAGGCCCAUCGCACUCGCUUGAAAGUGCGAUGAUACCUAUACACAUGUACGAUGAACGAGUUGGGACCCAUGGCGCUCUUGGAUUUACUAUUUUUCCCACUCGCAACUCUGCCCGGCGCACUGGAAACAUUUCUAUUUCUUUUGGAAAGCGACAUGGAAGGCGCGCGUGAUUGGAGGGCACGAAUGGUAUGGUCGAUCAUGCGCAACGGGACAGGAUUUGAAGCAUGAUGAUUUGAAUUUGGCGCACAUCCGUUUUUACAGAUUUAGAAAAUAGAUGGUCACGAGUACGACCCGAUCGUGAUACGAGAGAAACCAAAGACUUGAC
Molecule: messenger RNA, 2632 nt
Organism: Sphaerulina musiva SO2202
Lineage: Eukaryota; Fungi; Ascomycota; Dothideomycetes; Mycosphaerellales; Mycosphaerellaceae
Exons: 1
Coding region: 339-2279 (646 amino acids)
Biological process (GO): ubiquitin-dependent endocytosis
Cellular component (GO): cytoplasm; cytosol; plasma membrane
Molecular function (GO): protein-macromolecule adaptor activity; ubiquitin protein ligase binding
Source: RefSeq, a predicted model, not a curated record